UUAAAAUCCGGAAAAUCCUUUUUUCCUGAUUAAAUAUGAUUGAAGGAUAAAUACAAAUACAGUUUUAAAAUGUGUUAGCGUAUAUUUUCUAAUUCGGAACUCAUAUAAAACAUCAAAACGGACAUCAAUUUGAAUUAUGCUGCGCGCAAUCUCGAUAUAUCGUCAGAACGUCCGUGAAAACCUUUCAAUUGUGUCCAGUCAUCUGGUGAAGUGUGGUUAUGUUUGGCCGGGAAAUGAAAAUCGUCAGACUAUAGGAAAUCAGUGAAAAUACGCCAAUAUAAAUAAGACAGAGCAUAAUGCAAAGGACGUUUUAUGUAUUGGACCAAAACAGUGCUGUGGAUGUGUACAUAAUCAAGAGAAGGCGCGUCAGGAAAUGUGCUGGAGAGAAUCUACGGGAAAAUGCAUCCCAAUUGCUCGAAGUUUCCACAGUUUUCCACGCAAAUGGCUAUGAAAUUCACCACUUCCUGCUGUGCUUGGCCACAGGAUGGCAAUCAAGGGCGAUCGUGAGUGGGAAUUUGGAUCGAUUCAGCAGAGUUGUUGUCCAGGUCAAGGAUCCGGCGAAGAACUUCAUAGACUUCAGAGGCUGCCGGAUCGCCUGUCAAAUCGCGUGGGAGCGAGCAGAGCUGGAUAACUUGCUGUCCUGGUUCUCCACUCUUGGCGGUGCCUUCUCAUCUUUGGGGGAUGAUUUUGAGCAUUGCGCACACAUCGCUGGCCAGAUCUCCAUGAAACAGCUCAAAAUCGCCCUGAAACUCGGUGAUCCGCACACGAUAGCGCGCUGCAAGCUGUACUUCAGCAUCUCCCUGAUCCAGCGCGGACGUCUUCGGUCGGCGAAGUACCUCAUCCGGGAGCAAUACGCCUUCGCCAUGUCAUCACCACAGCCAGACGAGCGCCUGGUGAGGAUGUGCCUAGGCAUCUGGGCAAAGUUGCAGUACACUCACGCCCAGAGAGAAGUUUCAAAAGCAAUAAAACACUAGUUUUGCCUCUAGAAAA
Molecule: messenger RNA, 990 nt
Organism: Phlebotomus argentipes
Lineage: Eukaryota; Metazoa; Arthropoda; Insecta; Diptera; Psychodidae
Exons: 2
Coding region: 297-974 (225 amino acids)
Source: RefSeq, a predicted model, not a curated record